AUGCCCAGCAGAGCAACUCGUGACGAACACAAGAAACGAAGGUGGAAGCCAGAAGAAGAUCUCGCCCGAGCGAAGAAGAACAUCGAUGACCUACUGAAGGAGAUCAAACAUACCGAGAAGAAAAUUAAUAAACUCACCGAAUCGAAGGAGAAGAUUCAAGACCAGAACAAAUGGCUCAAGAGUGGCAUCCUAGAGGAAGGGAAAAAUGCAUCGCGGGUCAGGCUAGAGAGUGGGACUCUCCGACUACAGGAGUGCCAAACGUAUAAUGCUGAGCAGAAGCUAAGGUUGAAUGAGCUCAAGCGAAGUAAUAUGGAGUUGGAAGCGUGGAAAAAGGAAUGGGAGGCUUGGAGAGAAGAUAUCGAGGAGGAAUACCGUCGGAGAGCAGUCUUUGAAGCAAGGAUAAGGAAGGCAAGGCCACAAAGCUAUGAGAACUAG
Fusarium tjaetaba is the source of this 435-nucleotide messenger RNA. RefSeq lists its product as uncharacterized. The transcript has a single exon. The record is from RefSeq and is a predicted model, not a curated record. The coding region runs from base 1 to 435 and encodes 144 amino acids. NCBI's taxonomy places the organism in Eukaryota, Fungi, Ascomycota, Sordariomycetes, Hypocreales, Nectriaceae.